Molecule: messenger RNA, 1524 nt
Organism: Cadophora gregata
Lineage: Eukaryota; Fungi; Ascomycota; Leotiomycetes; Helotiales; Ploettnerulaceae
Exons: 3
Coding region: 1-1524 (507 amino acids)
Source: RefSeq, a predicted model, not a curated record
AUGUUUUGCGUAGCGAAAUCCGCCCUGAAGCCAACAGGCCUUCUCUCAAAAUCACCCAGACUUACUCGCCAUGUUGCAAGUCAAUCAGUCUCACAGCCAAAAGCAGAAGGUGACAUAUCUGCUGUGUUUCCUUCCCUUUCGGGUGUUGUUAUGGAGCCUUUACCUCAACGAUUUACCGACAUCAAACGUCAAUUGAUCCGAGGAAAUGAAGAAAGGCUGACAGAAAGUUGGCAACGGCUUUUGAAGCAAUUGGCAACUGAGAACGAAAUUGUCCGACAGCGAGGUCCCGACAUUAUUCCACAAAUAGAAUUCGAGGACCUGAGAAAUGCUCCUUCGACUUUCGUCAAUGAGACCAAGAAACGAGGAGUAGCAGUCAUCAAAGGUGUCAUUCCAGAAAAUGAAGCUCGAGGUUACAAGAAUGAAGUUGAGGAUUACGUGAAGCGAAAUCCUUCCACCAAAGCAUUUCCACCUGACAAUCCCCAGAUCUUUGAAUUAUACUGGUCCCCAGCACAAAUGAAAGCUCGACUCCAUCCAAAUUUGAUUUUGGCACAGACUUCGCUCAUGAAUAUGUGGCACACAAACGAUAAAGAUGCUCUCAUAUCGACAUCCUUACCACUCACGUACGCGGAUCGGAUUCGUAUCAGACAGCCAGGCGACAACCAAUUUGCUUUAGGACCGCAUGUUGAUGGUGGAAGUGUGGAACGCUGGGAACCCAAUGGAUACGGUCUCGGCGGUGUCUACGACAAAGUCUUCCAAGGUCGAUGGGAAGAAUACGAUCCGUGGGAGUCAAGUGCGAGAAUUCCUGCCGUUACCGAUCUCUACCAGGGUCCAGGUGGAUGCUCCAUGUACAGAAUGUUUCAAGGCUGGUUGGGACUUUCCCAUACCUCGCCACGAGAAGGUACUCUCUUGGUGAACCCUCUUCUACAACUGGCAACUGCAUACUUUCUCCUCAGACCAUUGUUCGACCCUGUGCGAUCACCUGGGGGCUUCGCUGCAGGUGAUUCGUCACAGUAUUUGAGCUCAGAGAACUGGAAGCUCAAGAGUGCCAAAGAGAUGGAUUCAACUCUUCAUGGAGCCAAUCCCGGUUCUAGUCAAGAGUUCAAUGACGAUUUACAUCCCCACCUCAACUUGAAGCACAGCAUGGUACAUGUCCCUACAAUCAAGCCUGGCGACUUCGUGGUAUGGCACUGUGAUACGAUUCAUGCAGUAGACCAAGUACACACUGGUAAAACAGAUUCAAGCGUCAUGUACAUUCCAGUAUGCCCAGCCACCGAACUGAACGCGAAGUAUUUGGCUCAACAGCGAGAGACGUUCGCAGCUGGAGUACCUGCACCAGACUUCCCUGGAGGAAAGGGCGAGUCGGAGCACAUUGGCAGAGCCACUAUUGAGUCCCUAUCUGGUGAAGCAAAGGAGUUUGGUUUGAGUUCAAUGGGUCUGUCGAAGCUGAGUGAGCCAGCAGGGGAGGGAUUACCAGGUGCUCAGAAAAUGAUUCAGCGAGCGAACCAGCUCCUGGGAUUUUCAUGA